AUGGCGCGUGUCCAAAUCCUGCAGACGCGCAUGUAUCACCAUGAGCCCCCGGCUCUCCAGGACGAGUUGGACAUGAAUCCCACCCUGAUAGUGUCUUGGUGGUGUACAUUGUUCGCCCUGACGGCCAUCUUGAUUCGGCUGUUCGGUCGGUGGGUGCGCACGGAACGAUUGUUCCGAGAAGACAAGAUCAUGUUCUACAGCAUCAUUCCGCUACUGAUUCGCAUGGCCUUUGUCCAUGUCAUCUUGCUCUGGGGAACCAACAACACCCAGGUCGAGGGACUGACGCGUCUCGACAUUCGUCAUCGUGAGAUAGGAAGUAAAUUGGUCCUGGUUGCGCGCAUCUUUUAUGCCGCCUUCAUCUGGGUGGCCAAACUCACCGUCCUCGAAUUCCUCAAGCGUCUGAUCGGAAAAUCGUGGGCCAAGUCCUACGAAAUCGGUCUGCGAAUGAUAUAUGGCUUCCUGAUUGUCACCUAUGUCGGAGUCGUCAUCGCCACUCUCGCCGAGUGUCAACCCUUCGCACAUUACUGGCAGGUGACCCCAGAUCCGGGCCCCAAGUGUCGAGAAGGGUUGGUGCAAUUGAUUGUCAUGGGAGUCUGUGACAUGGUCACCGACAUUGUUUUGAUCGUCUUUCCUAUUCCACUUGUUUUGCAGUCCUCAAUGCGUUUCACCAAGAAAAUAUCACUCGUCUUGCUCUUCCUGCUGUCCGUCAUCCUGAUCGCCAUCACCGCCUAUCGAAUCCCUUCCACCAUUUCUCGCCGUUCCUCACAGCAAUAUCGAUCGCUGUUGGCAUCUCUGGAGAUUCUGGCCGCGGCGGGCGUCUCGAAUGCCAUUGCGAUUGGCAGUUUUAUCCGCGACAAAGGAGUCAAGAAGGCCAAAUUCCGAAUCAUGUCCAUGGACGAAACCAGCUCCAUCGGGCGCACCCCUACCCGAUCGCGAACUCGAUCCCUGACACAUCAUGUUUGGGGAUCCGACGAAGACCUGGCCAGGGGUGUGGGCGUAUCAUUACCGCCUCCAUUGCGACACGGUUCUACACUGGAACAAUUUCCCCGUCCGGCCGAAGUUGCGUUGCCCAACCACACCAGGGAUCUUGAGGCUGGUCACGCACAUGACAACUCGACAUUCAGUUCGAGGUGGAAUUUUGCAGAAGCAUCACGGUCGCGAGGGAGAAGGUCCGUGGACAGCAUGACCAGCGGGUCCACCGACAUCAAGCUCGAUGAUUUGAACCAUCAAUUGGACGCCCCGGCCAGCCCCGGAUAUACGGAACCGGAUACACCAAGCAAGAUGGGAUUCUUUGAUGUUGGCGGACUGGUUGAUAGGCCAGUUGACGGGUCGCCGUCUUCCCUGUCCCGGCAAGCAUCCGUCAUCGAAUCGACGCGCCGACUUUCUCAACCGAAUUAUCCGGCAACCCGAUCUGGAUCCAAAGCUUUUCUGUCCGACAUUGGAGGGCUCCUUUCGAGGCACGCGCAUAUCCGCGAAGAAGACGAAAUUCGGUCCCCGUCUAUCUCGGUCGGCCGAAAACGCAGCAGCCCGGCCCGGUCUCCCAUGAGAUUGGAGAGCAGGAAAGUGUCACGGAAUAGCCGAUUUCCUUCGCAGCAAGAGGAUGAAGAUUCACCACCGCAACCCAGCGGGCCGGAUGAUUUGACUUUCUCCGAUGCUGGUGGCUUGUUGCGACCAUAG
Molecule: messenger RNA, 1677 nt
Organism: Capronia epimyces CBS 606.96
Lineage: Eukaryota; Fungi; Ascomycota; Eurotiomycetes; Chaetothyriales; Herpotrichiellaceae
Exons: 1
Coding region: 1-1677 (558 amino acids)
Source: RefSeq, a predicted model, not a curated record